This is a messenger RNA of Vitrella brassicaformis, 1740 nucleotides long. The record is from the annotation of a GenBank genome assembly. Lineage: Eukaryota; Vitrellaceae.
UCUGUGGAAACCAUGGAUGACACUGACUAUGCAGCCGCUGCCGAGUUGUUGCAGCGGCUCGAUGCACUGCAGGUGAGCGAAGAACACACAACUGCAUGGACACUCACCGUAUUUUCCCGGCGCUUUCUUUGUCAGGAGGAGCACUCUUCGCUCACGGAGCAGCUGCUAUCCCUGAGAGCCGACAACGAAGGUCUGGUUUCUUUCUGGCAUUCACAUGAAGGCAUCUAUUUGUCGCCGAUAUCUUGGCUGUGUGCCUGUCUGCAGGUCUGACGCAACAGCUGAAGGAGUGUGAGAGUGCGGAGGGGAGGCUGCAGCAUCUCAUCCACCAGCACCAGGUCACCAGCCUCAAGAAGGAGCAACAGACGUCUGCACUCACCAUAGAGGAAAGUCAGUACUGACUGACCAAGCACCUCAUUGCACGAUUCAUCCUCACCGCUGUGUGUGUGUGUUUCUGUGUUAACUGCCACCCGUCGAUUCGAUGACAUCGACCAGUGCGUCAGCGGGGCGAGAGUGAGCGGCUGCAGAAAGAGAUGCGGCUCCUCGACGACCAGACACAGGCAGUCAUCACCGAGGAGAGCCAAUACAGGUACGUAUCUGCACGCCGACAAAGGGCGAGGGAGGUGGGCCAGCCAUUUGAUGGCUUAUGGUCACAUGGUGUAUUCUGUGUCUGUCUGGUGUGUUGCAUUGCACGUGUGUCAGGUUGAGUGUUCUGCAGCAGUUGGGUGCGUUGCGUGAGAUGAUUGACGGCAAGUGGGCCGACAGGCUCCGCGAGGCACAGACGCUGAGGGACACGAAGGCCAACCUGCAGACACAACUCACACAACUACAAAUCGCACGGUCAGCACUGUGGGCAAAUCGAUAGACAGGAGAGAGAAAACACACUCACUGAGUGUGUUUGCGUGUGUCUGUCAGAGAGGACAAGCAGCGUAACAUGGAUGAGGCGCAGCAGCGGGCGGCCGCCAUCCUCAACCGCACCGAAUCACUCAAGACACAACUGCAGAACAUCAAACAGGAACACCAUGGUGAGAAUCAGAGAACGGGGACACCAGUGGGGCGCUGGCAACACGCCAUUCAUUAUCUCUCUCUCCGUGUCUGCCUGUGUCUUUGGUGGCAGCGAUGAAGAAUCAGACCAAUGCACUCAAACGUCAGGUUGACUACCACAAGAACCGUAAGCGACAGAGACCAACAGAGAUAAGGUAUAUUUGUUUGGCUGCAUGAGUGCGUCUGGUGUGUGUCAGGCCGUGCUCAGGUGCAAAGCAAAUAUCGCGACGAGCUGGCGCAGAAGAAGGCCGAGCAUCAACACAUCAGCGAGAAGCAGCAGCACUACGAGCAGAGGCUCGACGCCGUCUCGCUCGAACACGCCGCAGUGCAAGAGAGAGCCAGACGUCUCGGUGGGUGGGCAGGGAUGUAUGCACUGCACGUGUGUGUGGGUGUACGUGUACGUUUGUGUGUCAGGUAUUCCCGUCCCGCGUCCCCAAGAGUGAGUACGAAUCGUGUCGAGGAAGGGGGUUGAUGGCCAUGCAGCAAGCCACACGCAUGGUCCAUCUGGCUAUCCACCACAUCGCAUCAGCACACUCACUAACAGACUCUUCAUGUACACAUCAUGAUGUGAUUGAUGUACACAUACUCGUCAACAUACGUCAGUGUCAGACUGAGCGAGUGAGUGAGUGAAGGUCCGGUCCGCCUAGCUGUACAAAUGCCCGCCAGCCUCCCUGCGCAGCCGGACUGCCUACUAUUCAC